CCCACUGUGCCACCAGGGAGGGCCUGUUAAGUAAUUCUUAACUUUUUUAUUAACCAUUUUUUAUUAACCAAUCUUCUCAGUGAAUCCACCGUUUGACUUUGUGAUUUCUUUAUACAAACAUAUCCUGGUUCCCUCUGCUGUCCAGCAUUCUCCUCUGUUCCUUCAGGCCGCACUGAACACACUCCAGCUACCUUAAUAUUUGCCUUUUUAUCCAGUUUAUCCUAACAUGAUUAAAAACUCAGUGAAAAUAAGGUUUGUUUUAUAUAUUCUAAACAUUAGCAUAGGGCCUCAUACAUGGGAGCCAUUCAGCAGUUUUGGAGAGCAAAUUAAAUCCUCAUCAGUUUGGAUCUGUUUCUACUUUUGGUCUGGUAUCUUUCUACAUGCUGUGGAAUAGCAGUCCACUAAACCCCUCCAUUUACUGCUAACAAUGACUUCUAUUUUACUCUCUGCAUGUUUUGCGAGCUCCUAUUUAGAAAGUAGUCAUGUUACACAGAUCGUCAACUGCCUAAACAUAUGAAUACAAUACCUUCUUCCUCUUUUUUCUUUGGUGAUGUUACUGUGCUUCUAUCAAUGUGUAAGAAAUCAGAAAUGUUUAUACCUGGCAUUUCUUUUGUACUGUUAUACAUAGGGUUAUUACUAAACACUGAAAAUAAUUCCAUAUUUUUAAAAUAUCAAGAAAUAUUUUGAACAGCUUAAAUCCAAAAAAAGUUUGUGAAUUCAUUAUGCUCUCCUUUCCUAGAAACUGGCAACACUGAUCAUCACCUGAAGGGUCACUUGGAAAAUCAGAGAAUGCUAAGAGAUACGAAACAAUACCAUGGACAUAGUGCAUUUAGAAAUACUAGUCUUCGAAGUAAAAGUCAUUUUCCUGUCAGGAAAAAUGGUAUGUUUGAGUUAUAUAUAAAAACUUUGAAAUCUAACUCAAAUUUAGUCAACCAGAGCAAAAGCUGUGAAAGUAAAAACUCUUAGUAAAUUUAAUGGAGAUAGGAAAUUAUUUCCAUAUGGUCAGCAUGAAGGAUUUCAUCCUACAGUUGAAUUCUCUGUGAGUGUAAAACUCAUUAGCAAUCAGUUCCAAGUCAUUAAGCAUUAGAAAGCACAUGAAAUAAAGAAAACCCAUGUAUGCAGUGAAUGUGGAAAAGGCUUUGGUAAGAUGUCGCAGCUCACUAAUCAUCAGAGUUCAUAAGGCAGAGAAACUUUAUGGAUGCAGCUUUUGUGUUUUCCAGAAAGGCCAGGCUCAAUGAACAUCAGAGAAUUCAUACAAGAGAGAAGGCCCUUAUAUUUCCUGGUUGUGGAAAAGUCUUCACUGUGAAGUGUCAUCUGAUUAAACAACAGCAUAUUCAUACUGGAGAGAAACCCUAUGUAUGCAGGGAAUGUGAGAAAGGUUUCCCCAGGAAAAGUAAUCUCAUUGUACAUCAGCGAAAUCACACCGAAGAGAAGCACUUUGUAUGCAGUGCAUGUGGGAAAGGCUUCACUGGAAAGAACAUGCUCAUCAUACAUCAGCAAACUCAUACAGGAGAGAAAUCCUACACCUGCAGCAAAUGUGGAAAAGGCUUCACCACAAAGCAAUAUGUCAUCAUACAUCGAAGAAUUCAUACAGGAGAGAAACCAUAUAUAUGCAACGAAUGUGGAAAAGGUUUCAAUAUGAAGAUUCAUCUGAUUGAACACCAGCGAAUGCAUACUGGAAAGAGACCCUAUGUAUGCAGUAAGUGUGGAAAAGGUUUCCCCAGAAAAAGUAAUCUCAUUGUACAUCAGAGAAAUCCCAUAUGUGGUAAAUGUGGAAAAUGCUUCACUGGAAAGAGUAUGCUUAUCGUACACCAGCGAACUCAUACUGGAGAGAAACCCUACAACUGCAGUGAAUGUGGGAAAGGCUUCCCCUUGAAGAGUCAGCUAGUUGUACAUCAGUGAACACAUACUGGAGAGAAGCCAUACAGAUGCAGUGUAUGUGGGAAAGGUUUCAUUGUGAAUAGUGCACUGAUGUUACAUCAGCAAACUCAUACUGGAGAAAAACCCUAUAUGUGCAAUAAAUGUAGCAAAGGUUUUACCUUUAAGAGCAAUCGUGUACAUCAGCAAACUCAUACUAGAGAGAAACCCUUUCUGUGCAGUGAAUGUGGGAAAGGCUUCACCAUGAAAUGCUAUCUUGUCAUACAUCAGCAGAUUCAUGUAGGAGAAAAAUCCUAUCUAUGCAGUGAAUGUGGAAAAGCCUUUGCCAUGGAAACCGACCUUGUUUUACAUCAGCAAAUUCACACUGGAGAAAAACCACAUACAUGUGAUGAAUGCAGUAAAAGGCUUCUCUGUGAAAAGCCAUCUAACUGUUCAUCAGUGAACUCAUACAGGAGAGAAACCUAUUGUAUGCAGUGAGUGUGGAAAGGGCUUCUCCUCUAAGAGAAAUCUCAUUGCACAUCAGAGAACUCAUAAUGAAACAAACCCUAAUCAUGCAAUGAACAAAAUCAUACCUUCAGGAAGAAAAUAUGUCUCGUAUAAUGACAGAGAUUUCAUGUGGGAUAGACUUCUUUAUAUGUCCUAAGGAUGAAAAUCAUACAUCUGUAUUAUCAGUCUCAUUACCCACCGGGGGAUUUGUCCAGCGGACAAACUACAUAUGCAGUCAGUGUGAGAAUACUGCUCAACAUGAAAUCAGCACUAACUAUACAUCACAGAACUUAUAAAAGAGAGACACCCGUGGAUUCAGUGAUUGAGGGUAGCCUUUCAUCUGUCUAUCCUUAUUAUAAAUGACCAGAAGAAAAAUGUGGAAAUCAAGGUACAUAAUUCUUGGCAGGGAACUCAUUACAUACAAGUGAACUCAUGCAGGGGACACAUAUUGAUGGCUAGAGAACUCAUUGAACAUCUGUGUGCUUUUAGCACACUUGAACAGAGUCCAUGUAGAUGAGUCUGCAACUGGGUUUUAAUAAUUUAAACAGUGCAGAGGAUCUGGGAAUGCCUUGGGUAAUCAAUGGGUUGCCCUCACAUCCUACACCAAAAUGAACAGGAGAAAGUUUGACACAUUCAAUAUAGAAAGUCUCAAUGAAACAUUUCUCGUUAUGUCUGAAAAGCACCUACUGAGAUAAAUCUUAGAAGUGAAAGACUAGAAUGGCUGAGUUGAGAACCCCUCUCCUGGGGAUCCCAGUAAUUAUACAAACAGUGAGCUCAGACACACUAGCAAUAGAAUGGCUGUGGGAAAACCUUGCUUAGAAAUGAAACUUCUUCCACAGUUCUCUAUUUUCAGGAGAAUAGCAGGACUGCAUAAUUCUGCUUCAUCAUUUGUCAUAAACCCACACUGAAACAAAACUUAAGAGCACCGUGAAUCGGGUAACCAGCAAAAUAUCCAAAUUUAUGCCAGGUUGUCAUGGAAAUGUCGUACACUUGAGUUUUCCAUCACAAAUCUAAACUGUACCUGAGAGCUAUUCUGGAACAGGAUACUUUGAAACAUGCUCGUUGAUUUGGUCAUUUAAAAAUGGGCUAUUACCUCUCUCUUUUUCCACAUUUCGAAAGGACAGCUUUAUUAGGGAAAGGAGAAAGGAAAAGAGGCACCUGCACGUCAGGUGGGCAGGGAGCUGCUAAAUGGGGGUUAUUCUCUUCACAGAAACGGGAGUAUAUGCAUCAACAACCCAACACAUGGGGGGUUUAUAAGAAGCAUUAAGUAAUUCCCAAAAACACCUUA
Messenger RNA from Condylura cristata (star-nosed mole), 3652 nucleotides. It is a transcript of the gene ZNF432, whose product is annotated as zinc finger protein 432. Lineage: Eukaryota; Metazoa; Chordata; Mammalia; Eulipotyphla; Talpidae. The record is from RefSeq and is a predicted model, not a curated record.